This is a messenger RNA of Nicotiana tabacum (common tobacco), 2048 nucleotides long. The record is from RefSeq and is a predicted model, not a curated record. NCBI's taxonomy places the organism in Eukaryota, Viridiplantae, Streptophyta, Magnoliopsida, Solanales, Solanaceae.
CUUAAACCUGUCACGUAGAUUGAUCUUUCUUGUUACCGCGUUCAAGUUAAGCUGGAGUUUUUAGUUUUUUUCGUUGUUUAUCAAGAGUGCAAGAAAUAAACAGCAAUUCGUAGUUUUGCAGUUGUUUAGAACUGGUGAUUGUUGAGGUUGAAUGGAAAAGGACUUCGGAUCUUUGUUUCAUCACCAGUAUUCAGAUCUGCAGUUAGCCCAUUUGAAUUUUUCUUAUCCUCGAUUUGAUAUAGGGCAGCUGAAUUAUUUUCCUACUUACAUGACUCCUCAGUCAAAUGAGGUUCCUAUGAAUGGGAAUUCUCCCUUUUUCACAUUUUCUGGGCUUCUACAGUCAAACGCAAGCCAGCCAACUGAACCUAGCAAUUGGUUAUAUUGUUCGGCUCCGUUCUACCAGGGAGUUGCUCCUGUUUCGACCGCUUUACCGGAAGAGAAGCUUGCUCCUCGAGCAAUCGAAUAUCCUAAUGCAGGCACCGCAUCUACUCAGAAGAGAUUCCUUGUUUUUGAUCAAUCUGGUGAUCAAACAACUUUGAUCUAUAGUUCUGCUAAUGCUACUCCUGUACAAUGCCCGUCUUCUUUGAAUCCAACACCACCUGCCCUUUAUAAUUUGGUUAAGGAGGAUCCAGAGAUUAAAAAGAAUGAAGUUUCUCCAUUUGGGCAUUUUUUUGGUGAUGAAUAUUAUGAAGAAAGUAACAGAGAUGAUGUCGAAAGUGAAAUGCGUGAGGAUACUGAAGAACUGAACGUCCUACUCUAUUCAGAUGAUGAUUAUUAUUCCGAGGAUGAUGAAGAAAGAAGCACUGGUCACUCGCCUAGUACUAUGACAACUCAUGAUUUACCAGAAUGCUUUAACGAAAGGGGUGAAGAAGUAGCUAGUUCUGCGAAGCCAACCAAAAGGCUUAAACUGUUAGAUGGUAGCUAUGAUGCACCGUCGCUUAGGGAUACUGCAACCUCUGCAAAAGCCUAUACGUGCUCCGACUUAGAGGAUGAUGCACAAUCCAGUUGCGCCAAUGGCUUUGACCAAGUUUCAGGAGCACCGUGUUCUCCAUCUGGGAAAAAGAGGCUAAGAAAAGAUAAAAUUCGCGAGACUAUAAGUAUUUUGCAGGAAAUAAUCCCUGGAGGGAAGGGAAAAGACUCGAUGGUUGUUAUAGAUGAAGCAAUCCGUUACUUGAGAUCCCUGAAGGUGAAAGCCAAGUCUCUAGGACUUGAUUCUCUUUGAGCUUCAGCUUGCCCCUGGUCAUAAUUUUGAGUUAUUAAUGGUAUUUCUUAUAGCUUCCUGGUGACGUAGCGGUCUGAAGCACGUAUUAAAUGUUUCCGAUGAAUAAAGCAGAAUUAAAGCUUAGAUGGUAUGGCAAAGUUGGGUUGGCGGAAUAUGGAAUAAACAAAGUAAACCAGAUUGGAGAAUUCCCUUGAGAGUCUUUAUUCCGUCAUUCUGUUGGAACCAUUGGCUGUGGUUUUGAAAAUCACCAGUCGUGUCUUAUUCAUGUCUUCUUUAAAGAUAAGGGAGGGAACUUCUUGUCAUGCUUCCAUAAAAGGUGGUAAAUCAUGAGUUCAUAUCUUGACCCUAAAGAGAAAAGUUGAUUCUGCCCUUUGGGAAUGUGGUUUUGCCCACAUGUUGGCUGUCUGUGUGAACGAUACACGACUUGUUUACCUCAGUAGGACCCUGGAAAAGUUCCAGUGCACGUUUGGUGGCGAAUUUGGGUCCCAAAACCUCACUUUCAUUGCUCUUUUUUCCCUUAAUCCUAUCACAUUAAUCCCUCUUGGGCAUUUCUUUUCCUUGUCUAAAGGCGGGCAUUUGCUUCAAGAUGCAUCUCUCUUUUGGUUACAUCAGGUAUAAGACUAUUCUCCUGAGGUGAAAUGGAUCUCGACCAUUUGUGUAACAAACUGCUGCUACUGUUUGACACAUGACUAGUUUGAGCUGUAUUGGAAUCUUGGUGUGAAUGUUUUGUAAAAUUCUUUAGUACUAUGUGGUUGUAAUAUUAUCAUGUGUGAUGUUUGUUUGGAUUUGAGAAUAUUAACUGUGUUUGGUGAUGGUGUUGUCUUUA